Eucalyptus grandis is the source of this 1178-nucleotide messenger RNA. RefSeq names its product syntaxin-51. The record is from RefSeq and is a predicted model, not a curated record. Gene Ontology annotation, molecular function: SNAP receptor activity; SNARE binding. Gene Ontology annotation, biological process: intracellular protein transport; vesicle fusion. The transcript is spliced from 6 exons. Bases 253 to 951 code for a protein of 232 amino acids. NCBI's taxonomy places the organism in Eukaryota, Viridiplantae, Streptophyta, Magnoliopsida, Myrtales, Myrtaceae. Gene Ontology annotation, cellular component: SNARE complex; endomembrane system.
UGGAAUUCCCCUCUCUGUCUCUCUGUACCUAGGUCACCCUUCCUCCAAUUUCUCCACAGAAAGAAAUCCAUCAUCUUCUCCAUCAUCUUCUCCAUCACCAUCAGCAAGGGCAGCGAUCGCCAUCGCUGCAGUCGGUCGGUCACCUUCCAUUAGGAUCGCCUGUGGAUCAUCGCGUCUUCAAGUCGGCCCCAUCAAUUUGCCCCUCUCACCCCUUCUCCGUGGCCGGCGAGAUCGAGAGACGUCGAAAGGAGGAUGGCCUCUUCUGGAGAUUCGUGGAUUAAAGAAUAUAAUGAUGCAGUAAAACUGGCUGAGGAGAUCAGUAGCAUGAUUGCUGAACGCGGUACAAUGCCCACUUCAGGACCUGAAAGCAUGCGUCAUGCAUCUGCUGUACGGAGAAAAAUUACUAUAUUGAACACUAGACUUGACAGCUUACAGAACAUUUUGACGAAGCCCUUCAGCAGGCCCAUAACGGAGAAAGAGAUUAAUCGUCGCAAGGACUUGCUUUCGAAUCUGAGAACAAGAGUGAACCAGAUGGAUUCCACGUUGAAAAUGUCACACUCUGCUACCAGGGAUAGCUUGCUUGGACCAGAGAUAAAGCCUGCGGAUGCCAUGAGCAGGACUGCAGGAUUGGACAAUCAAGGAAUCGUGGUUCUUCAGCGACAAGUAAUGAGAGAACAAGAUGAAGGUCUUGAGAAACUGGAGGAGACAGUAGUAAGCACAAAACAUAUCGCAUUGGCAGUGAACGAGGAACUUGACUUGCAUACCAGACUAAUUGAUAACUUGGACCAACAUGUGGAUGUUACGGACUCUCGUCUUCGGCGAGUGCAGAAGAACCUGGCAAUUUUGAACAAGCGCACCAAGGGAGGCUGCACCUGCAUGUGCAUGAUUUUGUCUGUUAUCGGAAUUGUGAUUCUGGUCGUGGCUGUAUAUUUGUUGAUCAAGUUCCUGUAAAUCAAACAACUGAGAAGCGUCUAAUUUUGCCUCGGUGUGGUUUGUAUUUGGCCAUGGUGAACAUUCCUUUGUAUUUUUUUGGGUGUGUUCCACUGUUUGCUUUGUGUUUGUCCUGAAAAUUGAAGCAACUGUGUGAAGUAAUGGGCGGUUCUAAGUGAGGACUGAUUGUGAAUCCAAUCUGCUCUGUUCAGUAAAUGAGUAAAGUUCAGAGUUCUGAACGUUUUUCA